AUUCCGCUCUGUCUCGUCCAUCUCUUUGCUUUCCAACGACCCAACGAUCUCGACUCCCUCCUCCCCUGAACCUGCCAGUUACCUCACGCCAUUCUGGAUGAAUAAAGAAGACGUUUCGUUUGAGAUAUUCCCUCCCGAUUUUGUCCUCGAACCUUACCAUGUGUUUCGGAAAAACGCCCUUGCCAAUCGCAAUCGAACGGAAUCCCAAGAAGUCGACCAUGAUAUGGACAUUCUGUAUCAGUUUUGGUCGCAUUUUUUGGUCCGCAAUUUCAAUGCACAGAUGUACAAUGAAUUUAGGAGUCUAGCCCUUGAUGAUGAUUUUUCUACUCGCAACGCCAGCACUGGGUUACACCGGCUGAUUCAGUUUUACGGCGCCUCCCUGUCGAGGAACAGUGUCAUGCCUGACCAAGUUGUACGGGAUUUGGUUGACUUGAUUCGAGACGAAGCCACGACCCGGGCAGAGCAUGUUGCCUUUUACCUUCUUCGCUCGGCCUGGCGGAGUGGUUCGUUGGAUCCAAGAAACCGCGAAAAGAUUGACUCUGUACUCGAUGCGCAUAUGACAGCCGAGCUGGAAAAGUGAUUUUUUUUAUUAUUAUUAUUAUCCUCGUCUUCGUCCCCCCCCCCCCCCCCUCUCCCUUUCUUCUCCCUUUUUUUUUAUGUCCAGAUUCCUCUUUCAUGUUUUUUCUCUGUUUGACACUGACAAUUUACGGCAUGCAUUUGUGAUUUCUCCGGGGUUUUUUUUUCUUUUUUUUCCUCUUCUUUUUAUUCUUCUUUCUCUCAGGUUGACUCUACGUGGAAUAUCCACUCUGGGCCUUUUCUUCCGUUUAUUCACUAUGAUUUCCCACUUUGCUUAAAUCAUGGGAGGUUUCAAAUUUUCUGGAG
Messenger RNA from Penicilliopsis zonata CBS 506.65, 882 nucleotides. RefSeq lists its product as hypothetical. NCBI's taxonomy places the organism in Eukaryota, Fungi, Ascomycota, Eurotiomycetes, Eurotiales, Aspergillaceae. The record is from RefSeq and is a predicted model, not a curated record. Gene Ontology annotation, molecular function: RNA cap binding. The transcript has 2 exons. The coding region runs from base 98 to 580 and encodes 160 amino acids. Gene Ontology annotation, biological process: mRNA stabilization.